Molecule: messenger RNA, 1683 nt
Organism: Bactrocera latifrons
Lineage: Eukaryota; Metazoa; Arthropoda; Insecta; Diptera; Tephritidae
Exons: 1
Coding region: 1-1683 (560 amino acids)
Source: RefSeq, a predicted model, not a curated record
AUGCUUGUAUUGGGAGAAGCAUCAAAGCCUUGCUUUUCUGUAAGCGAAAUAGAAGAGGAAACGCAAGUACCUCUAAUCAUUGCCACAGUUAGCGCUUCGGAGGACAAGUUAAAGGACCGCUUCAAUAGCAACCUCAUCGUCAUUGUGUGCUUGCCCGCAAACCCUCUAGAUCUUCAAUUACUCAAAGUUUUGGCAGCCAAAUUGCACCGUAGCCGUCAGACGCGUAUUAUUCUACUGUUUGGAACAGCAAAACCUACAGCGAGUUUGCUGGACGCCUUGACUGUUUAUUGGGAAGAACAGUAUAUCACAAAUGUUAUUGGUUUCAACGAUUUGCAGUCGUACUUCUAUCGUUAUUAUCCAUUUCCCAACGGACAUUGGAGACGCGAGCUUUUGAAUAGCUCCAAUUUCUACUUUCUACCUCACCAAAGAGAUCUGCAGGGAAAACCUUUCCUUACCUUACCGGGGCAAAUUGCACCCCGCUGCCUAAUUUAUGUGGAUUCAGCCGGUCAACAGCACCUGAGCGGCUAUGUUGGGCUCCUGCUGCUCACCUUUGCAGAAAAAUACAAUAUUACCUUGCAGUACCGGUAUCCAGUAAUUCCAGGAGAAAUACUACAUUUAACGGUUCUGUUAAAUUUUGUCACAAAUGGUUCGCUGGACGUAGCAAUCACAUUGGUUCCCCUAUCCUAUGGUGGAAAUGGCUUUUACUCAUUUUUGACUUAUCCGCUGGAACUGAGUGGCUGGUUUAUUGUACUGCCUUGUCCUCGGCCACUAUAUUACUCCGAAAUAUACACGAUCGUCAUUUCAGCCCAAGUUAUCGGCUUUUUGAUAAUACUCCAUAUUCUUUUCUCAUUACUGGACUCUAUCAUUAAGCAUCAAUUCUACAAAAGUAGCGAUGGUAUCAUUUGGACUGACAUUUUGGUCAACGAUAAUAUUUUUCGGGGAAUUAUCGGUCUCUCGUUUAUCAUAAAAUCUCCACAUCCGGUGCUAUCACUGAAAACACUUUACGUGUUUCUAUUUCUACUGGGCUUGUUCAUCAACAACAUGUACUCGGCGUACUUUCAAACUCUUUUCACCAGUCCACCUCUACAGCAGGAAAUAUUGACUUUCGACGAUAUGCGAAACCAGAAUUUGAAAGUAAUGUUUGAUCGCAGGGAAAUAUCAACAGUGAAGGACUCACUUGGCUCUGAUUUCAAUCGGACAUUCAAGGAUAUAUUACUAUUAGAGGAUACUAAAAUAUUUCAACGCCAUCGGAGAGAUUAUGACACCGCGUAUGCCUACUCAAUGCCAGAAUCACUUUGGUCAAUCUUCGAGGCACAACAAGAAACAUUUGAGAGAAAACUGUAUUGCUUAGCUCCGACGCUAAAAUUUUUUGGCUUAUUGUUGUUGGGCAUACCUUUGGCCGAGAACUCAUACAUCAUGGAGCUGUUGAAUAUGAUGACCUUACGCGUCGUGGAAACUGGGCUUUUGCAGCAUUGGCGUACAGUCACUUACCUAGAUAUGGUAACAAGUGGCCAAUUGUUGAAGGUAGAAUCUAAAACAACGGAAAAAUUCCACAAUAUCAGCAUCCAAGAUAUUCAAUUGCCAUUUUAUUUACUGUUAUGUGGUUUAAGUGUAGGCGGUGCGGUUUUCAUUGCCGAGCUUUAUUUAUUCAAAUUAAAGAACAAACCACCAAUGAGAAAAUAA